CUCCGGCCAGACACUACCACUCACUUUGCAAGUGAGCACUUUGCGAAUAGGUGCAUAACAUGCGACCAGGGUUCCCCAUCUCUACAGGGGAGUUCCUCCAUCUUCUUCAGCGAUGUAUGCCUCCAGAUGGCUGGCCUAGGGCAGUAGGUGUAGCAAAUUCGGGCGGCCCUGAUUCUGCGUGUCUCUUAUUUCUCCUCGCCUCUGUCGUCAGAAACCACAAUGGAGCCCGUGGGCUUCCCCAGAAAGUGGUCUCGCUGCAUGUCAACCAUGCAUUGCAGAAGGCUUCCUUCGAUAUGGUUCACGCCGCUGAACAGGCCGCAUUGAGGGCACAAGUCCACCAUCGCACAUUGAAUAUCCCAUGGGGAAGGAGCUCGUACCCUGAUAAGCCGCAAGAAAACCAGCCAUCCGAACAGAUAGCUCGGGACGCGAGAUACAGACUGCUGUUUCGGACAAUGAUCCACGAAGACCUCCCAGCAAUCGCCUAUGGGCACCAUGCUGAUGAUCAGGUAGAGACCGCCAUAAUGCGUCUAGCCAUGGGCAGCAGUGACCUGGGUGCAGCUGGUAUGCGGCCAGUCCGUCGAUGGGGGAUGGGUGAAUCAUCUGGUACGCAGCCGUACGGUCCUCACGGCAUGAGCCGUUGGAUUGUCCGACCGCUCUUGACUGUUCCUAAGGACAGAAUACUUCUCACAUGCGAGACAUAUGAAUUACUGUAUGCCCAUGACCCCACCAAUUUCCAGCCAUCCCUCACGCUGCGGAAUGCCAUUCGACAUCAUCUCUCGCAAGCCAAAACCGUGGAUAUGGGCGAAGACACUUUCGAACGCGAAGGGAUGCCCAAAGGCAGAGAUGUUGACAACCGCGCAAAUACGGACAAAAGCGAAGAUGCAAGCAAGGGGGAAGACAUGCCCAGCGGCAAAGACAUCGACAAUGAUCUUGCUGUAUGUAGAUGACCAUGUGAGAUUGGCUUUGGAAGCUUA
Molecule: messenger RNA, 974 nt
Organism: Postia placenta MAD-698-R-SB12
Lineage: Eukaryota; Fungi; Basidiomycota; Agaricomycetes; Polyporales; Adustoporiaceae
Exons: 3
Biological process (GO): tRNA processing
Molecular function (GO): ATP binding; ligase activity, forming carbon-nitrogen bonds
Source: RefSeq, a predicted model, not a curated record